UCAGAUGACCCCACUGAUGUAUGCGGCCAGAGAAGGACAUACUCAGACUGUUAUAAUACUGUUGGCUCAUGGAGCAGAAAUAAAUAUCCAGGAUGACAAAGGCUACACAGCACUAAUAUGGGCAUCAAGUCAAGGCCACAAAACUACAGCACUAAAGUUAAUUGACUUCGGAGCUGAUAACACACUGAAGACCAAAUGUGGAGAAACGGCAGCUGAAAUUGCUGGGAAAAAACAUCAUUCACAGUUGGCAAUGUUACUCAAAGUGACUUCAAAUUUGUCAGUAACAGAAAAACUCCAGAACGUACCUAAAGAUGAAGCAAUCUUAAAAUAUUCCGUAAAUAGUUCUAAUACAGGAAAAAAUAACAAUGUAAGUUUGAUUUCAACUUUUGGUGAAGUGGAACUAUUUCUGUACGGACUUGAACUUGAACAUCUUCAGGAGUUAUUUAAGAAGAAUGAUAUAUCUUUCGGAGAACUUCUGACAAUGGGGAAAGAAGAGCUUGAAAAGAUUGGAAUCACUGAUCCUAAUGACCAGCAGAAAAUUUCAGAUGCAGUUUGUGAAAUGCAACCUGAAGAUCUGCAAGUUGCCCAGUUGCCAACUCUGAACAAUAUUGAUUCCAGUGAAGAACUUGCAAUUUUUUUAAUAAAACUGAAGAAGCACUGUGGUCACCUGAUGGCAACGAUUCAGAAUGUAGUGAACCAACUAGGAAGCAACUCAGAACUGAGAGUAUUGGAUUUGGACCCUGACAGAAAAUCUGCUUUGAUCUGUGAUGACUUGGUUAAGUCUAUUCAAGAUCUGAAUAAAGAAGUGGAGAGUUUGAGGAAUCUUCUGCUGAAGGUGCAGAAUAAACAAGAGAGGGCUCCCAAUCGCAUGCCACCAUCGCAAAAUUGCUUUCAUCACAAUCGAUUCUUAAAGAAGAUGGCAAUUGGCCUGUUUGGAACUGGAUUUGUCUUUCUCCUCAUGAAAGUACAUAAUAUGAGAAAUUAGCUAGAAAUUAGAUUUUUUUUAUGUAUUUGGUUUUUGUUAGC
Molecule: messenger RNA, 1026 nt
Organism: Pristis pectinata (smalltooth sawfish)
Lineage: Eukaryota; Metazoa; Chordata; Chondrichthyes; Rhinopristiformes; Pristidae
Gene: asz1
Product: ankyrin repeat, SAM and basic leucine zipper domain containing 1
Exons: 9
Coding region: 5-985 (326 amino acids)
Biological process (GO): piRNA processing
Cellular component (GO): pi-body
Molecular function (GO): protein binding
Source: RefSeq, a predicted model, not a curated record